UGGGCAAACCCCGCAUAUUGUCGCUUCUCUCUCUCAUCCCAACAUACGUGGCAUUCUCUACCGCCCAGAAAUGUGUGGAAUUUUUGCUGUUCAUGGUACAGACAAUCCUGCGGCGUAUCGAACUCGCGCUAUCGCCUGUUCUAAAAAGCUGCGUCACCGUGGUCCCGAUUGGUCUGGCUGUUAUGUUGGGAAAAACUCUGUUCUCGUCCACGAACGUCUGGCAAUUGUUGGCGUUGAUACCGGUGCACAGCCCUUAAUCGGCAUGGACAGAAAAGUAAUACUUGCAGUUAAUGGCGAGAUCUAUAAUCACCUCGGUAUUCGAUCAGGGCUGGGUCCUGAGGUUAAAUUCAAGACGCAUUCGGAUUGUGAAGUAAUUAUUCCCCUGUACGGCAAACAUGACAGGGAGCUAUGUAAACACCUCGAUGGAAUGUUCUCGUUUGUUUUGUUAGACGAAUCCGUCACCCCGCCACGAAUAAUAGCCGCACGAGAUCCAAUUGGGAUCACCACUCUCUACCAAGGAUGGAGCUUCAAGAAGCCAGGGGUUGUCUACUUCGCAUCCGAAUUGAAAGCCAUUAUUGAGGAGUGUGACUCCAUCAUCUCUUUCCCUCCAGGACACGUAUACGAUAGCAGGGACAAUUCGACAAUCAGAUAUUUCCAACCGUCAUGGUGGAACGGCGAUCUUGAAACCCUCGAGGCCGAUAUUCCUACGAAACCCGUUGAUCUCAACCUCAUUCGAACAACGCUCGAAGCAGCGGUUCGUAAGAGACUGAUGUCAGAAGUUCCAUAUGGCGUCCUCCUCAGUGGAGGUCUCGAUAGCAGUCUAAUAGCAUCGAUCGCUGCGAGGGAGACGGAACGAAUCGCAAGAGCUCAGAUGGAAACACGCCAAAGAAAAUUACAGGAAUCGAUCAGUGGGCCCACAACUCCUGUAUUUGCAUCCGAAGAGACAACUAUCGCCGCCUGGCCACAGCUUCAUUCGUUUUCGAUCGGUCUUGAAAACUCUCCAGACUUGUUGGCUGCUCGUAAAGCAGCACAUUUUUUGGGCACAGUGCAUCACGAAUAUGUCUUCACUGUACAGGAAGGCCUUGAUGCGAUUCCAGAGGUAAUUUAUCACCUAGAGACAUACGACGUGACUACCGUCCGUGCAAGUACACCGAUGUACUUGCUCAGUCGUAAAAUCAAAGCUAUGGGUGUCAAAAUGGUUCUCAGUGGAGAAGGGAGCGACGAAAUUUUCGGAGGAUACUUGUAUUUCCACGCGGCUCCUGAUCCCAUAUCAUUUCAUCAAGAAUGUGUACGACGUGUCAAAAACCUGCACACUGCAGACUGCUUGCGGGCAAACAAGUCAACCAUGGCCUGGGGCUUGGAAGCUCGUGUUCCUUUCCUUGACAAACAGUUUUUAGAGGUCGCAAUGGAUAUCGACCCGAAGGAGAAGAUGUUCAGUAAAGGUCAAGAUCAAGAAACGGACGAAGAUGGUUGCCCCAAGAUGGAAAAGUAUAUUUUACGAAAAGCAUUUGACUGUGUUCCUAAUGGAAAGCCUUACCUUCCUCGUUCGAUCCUUUGGAGGCAAAAAGAACAAUUCUCGGAUGGCGUUGGUUAUUCUUGGAUUGAUGGAAUAAAGGACCACGCAGCUGCAGUUGUUUCUGAUGAAGUAUUUGAAAAAAGAGCCAAGAGGUGGCCAGGAAGCACGCCCGACACAAAAGAGGCGUACUUUAUUCGAGAAAUUUUUGAAUCGCUCUUUCCUAGUGAGGCUGCCGCGAAAACUGCAAUUCGGUGGGUCCCGCGGGGUGACUGGGGAUGUGCUUCAGACCCGUCAGGAAGAAGUGUUAGUAUUCACAACGCAGCAUAUGAAUAACUUCGGGAACAUGAAUGGUACAGAGCUGUAAUCUAGA
This is a messenger RNA of Marasmius oreades (fairy-ring Marasmius), 1886 nucleotides long. RefSeq names its product asparagine synthetase (gene ASN1). Gene Ontology annotation, molecular function: asparagine synthase (glutamine-hydrolyzing) activity. Bases 71 to 1849 code for a protein of 592 amino acids. The record is from RefSeq and is a predicted model, not a curated record. The transcript has 11 exons. NCBI's taxonomy places the organism in Eukaryota, Fungi, Basidiomycota, Agaricomycetes, Agaricales, Marasmiaceae. Gene Ontology annotation, cellular component: cytosol.